Uloborus diversus is the source of this 1616-nucleotide messenger RNA. RefSeq names its product ras-like protein 2 (gene Ras64B). The transcript is spliced from 6 exons. Gene Ontology annotation, biological process: signal transduction. Gene Ontology annotation, molecular function: GTP binding; GTPase activity; GDP binding. Gene Ontology annotation, cellular component: plasma membrane. Lineage: Eukaryota; Metazoa; Arthropoda; Arachnida; Araneae; Uloboridae. Bases 117 to 716 code for a protein of 199 amino acids. The record is from RefSeq and is a predicted model, not a curated record.
CUGGUUGGGGAUCAGUAUGAAAAGCAAUAAAUUAACAUGAAUGAGUAAUAAUGAAAUCGCUUGGUGUAUCGCUUUGUUAUAGUUUGGAAAUUUGAUUUUUAAUUUUAAUCCGAAAAAUGCCCCGAACACCAGAAACUAGCAAUAUUGGCCAAACCUACAAACUGGUGGUUGUAGGUGGUGGUGGAGUUGGUAAAAGUGCAUUAACUAUCCGGUUUAUUCAGUCAUAUUUUGUUACUGAUUAUGAUCCAACAAUUGAAGAUUCAUAUACUAAGCAAUGUGUCAUUGAUGGUCAAGUAGCAAGGCUAGAUAUUUUAGAUACUGCUGGUCAAGAAGAAUUUAGUGCAAUGAGGGAACAAUAUAUGCGAUCUGGUGAAGGUUUCUUGUUGGUAUUUUCUGUGACUGACAGCAACAGCCUUGAUGAAAUGUACAAAUUCCACAAGCAAAUAUUAAGGGUCAAAGAUAGAGAUGAGUUUCCUAUGCUUUUAGUUGCUAAUAAAUGUGAUUUGGAAGCUCAACGUGUGGUUCCAUCGUAUGAGAUACAACAAAGAGCUGAGCAGUUAAAAAUUCCAUUUGUGGAAUGCAGUGCCAUGCUUGGUCGCAAUGUUGAAAAUGCAUUCUAUGAGCUUGUAAGGCAAGUUAGAAAAUUUCAAGCAGCAGAGAGACCUCCUAUUAAACCAUCCAAGUCAAAGCCUCGGAGAAGAUGCACAAUUCUGUGACCUGCUCAGUCAUAAUUUACUUUUCUUAUGUGGUAGAUUUUAUAACAUAUAUACAUUAUAGAUAUAUAUGUACAUACAUGCAUUCAUCAAUCUCUAUAUGAGUGUGUGUAUAUAUAUAUAUAUAUAUAUAUAUUAUUUGUAUAUGUAUUGAUUGUAUGCAUAUGUAAGUGUCUUUGUACCACAUUUUGUUUACUUGGUGUGGUAUGCAUAUAAAUAUGUCUGUAUACUUAUAUUUUGUACCCACUCAUAUACUCAUACGCCACUAAAGCAGUUGUUGAUAGCUUUCCAUUCUGAAAACAUGUGUUCAUUUUCAUAUGGCCUUGAUAUUAAUGGCUAGACUGAGGGAAACUAUUACAAUUUUAUAUCAUUUCUACUUAAAAUUAUUUAUAUAUGUUGUAAAAUAUUAUCUGUUAAAAAUAUAAAUUCAAAAUAAUUUUACCCUUUGUAUAGCAAAUAUUUUUAAAAAGAGGCUUUCCUAAAUGGGCUUAUAAAAGUAAAAUAAUCAAUUGCUCAGAGUAUUUAAAUAUCAUGUUUCAUAGAAAUAUUUAGGUACUGUUCAGGUGCAGCGUCAUAUCAGUCAGCAUUUCGUGUACAGACAGUUGUUUAUUUCAGAUUUUAUAUUUAUAUGUACUCCAUUUUUUGUUCUCAUAAUAGAACAAGUUUUAUCCAAAGAUUGUUAUUACCUUUUUCACACAGUAUUAUGUUUAUUUUAGAUUGCUUUGAGGUUAACCUUCAAAAUCAAUUCAAUCAAUGAUUUAAAUAUGUGUAUAGUUGUAUUUUUCAUUUGCUUUUAGUCAUAUGUGGAAAAGUGUUAAAGAUCAUAGUCAGCAAAACUUUUGUACAAAAUGAAUAUCGAAUAUUUACUUUAUACUGUUGUGCUGUACAACAUCAAUUUCUUGU